Molecule: messenger RNA, 3456 nt
Organism: Staurois parvus
Lineage: Eukaryota; Metazoa; Chordata; Amphibia; Anura; Ranidae
Source: the annotation of a GenBank genome assembly
AUGCUUCUGCUGCUGUCUGUCUGUCUGUCUCUUCCUGCCUCCGCCCUCCAGAUCACCACCCGCCGCACUAAGCCUACUCGUCCAUCCAGCUCUGCGGCCUCCAGUGGCACAGCCGGGGCCUCCGGAUCUGCAUCGGCAUCAUGUGGAGAAAUCAGCAGCAGCGAGCCCAGUACUCCGGCGCAAACCCCUCUGGCUGCUCCCAUAAUCCCCUCACCCUCUCUGACCUCUCCAGUGGCUCCAAUGCCUCCUCCUGGGCCCAGCAAGGAGGAGGAGAACCUACGGGCUCAGGUGAAGGACCUGGAGGAGAAGCUGGAGACUCUGAAGAUGAAGAGGGCUGAGGACAAGGCCAAGCUGAAAGAGCUGGAGAAAUCCAAACUACAGCUGGAGCAGUUACAGGAAUGGAAGAGUAAGAUCCAGGAGCAGCAGGCCGACCUGCAGAAGCAACUCAAGGAGGCCAAGAAGGCCAAAGAGGCCCUGGAGGCCAAGGAGCGCUACAUGGAGGAGAUGGCGGACACAGCCGACGCCAUCGAGAUGGCCACUCUGGAUAAAGAAAUGGCGGAGGAGAGAGCGGAGUCUCUACAGCAAGAGGUGGAAACCAUGAAAGAAAAGGUGGAGGAGCUGACCAUGGACUUGGAGAUCCUGAAACACGAGAUCGAGGAGAAAGGGUCAGACGGAGCCGCCUCCAGUUAUCAGGUGAAGCAGUUGGAGGAGCAGAAUGGCCGGCUGAAGGAAGCUCUGGUCAGGAUGAGGGACCUCUCGGCCUCAGAGAAGCAGGAGCACGUCAAAGUGCAGAAACAUCUGGAGAAGAAGAACACCGAGCUGGAUACCCUGCGGCAGCAGAAGGAGAAGAUGCAGGAAGAAGUGUCCCACAUGGAGAAGACCAUCGAUGAGCUGAAGGAGCAGGUGGACGCAGCUCUGGGGGCUGAAGAAAUGGUGGAGACUCUGGCGGAGAGGAACCUGGAUCUGGAAGAGAGAGUCCGUGAACUGCGAGAGACGGUCACUGACCUGGAAGCCAUCAACGAGAUGAAUGACGAGCUCCAAGAAAACGCCCGUGAGACAGAGCUGGAACUGCGCGAGCAUCUAGAUAUGGCGAAUGCCCGAGUACGUGAGGCGGAGAAACGCGUAGAGGCCGCUCAGGAAACCGUGGCCGAUUACCAGCAGACCAUCAAGAAAUACCGAGAUCUGACUGCUCAUUUACAGGAGGUGAACAGAGAGCUCCGGAACCAGCAGGAGGCCACGGUGGAGAAGGAGCAGCAGCCGUCUCCCGAAAUGUUUGACUUCAAGAUCAAGUUUGCCGAGACCAAGGCCCAUGCCAAGGCCAUCGAGAUGGAGCUGCGCAAGAUGGAGGUGAACCAGGCCAAUCGCCACGUGUCCCUCCUGACCUCCUUCAUGCCGGACAGCUUUCUGCGACACGGAGGGGAUCAUGACUGUAUCCUGGUGUUACUGCUCAUCCCCAGACUCAUCUGCAAGGCGGAGCUGAUCAGUAAGCAGGCGCAGGAGAAGUUCGAGCUGUCGGAGACGAGUGAGAAGACGGGUAUGAGGGGAGCCGUGGGAGAGCAGAUGAGCUUUGCUGCCGGUCUGGUCUAUUCCCUGAGCCUCCUGCAGGCCACGCUACACAAAUACGAGCAGGCUCUGAACAAGUGCAGCGUGGAGGUGUACAAGAAGGUGGGCACGCUGUACCCCGAGAUGAGCGUCCACGAACGAUCGUUAGACUUCCUUAUCGAAUUGUUGCACAAAGAUCAGCUGGAUGAGACGGUCAACGUGGAGCCGCUCACCAAAGCCAUCAAGUACUAUCAGCACUUGUACAGCAUCCACCUGGCUGACCAGCCUGAAGACUGCACAAUGCAGCUGUUUGACCAUAUCAAGUUCACACAGAGCGCUCUGGACUGUAUGGGAGUUGAAGUGAGCAGACUGCGCGCCUUCUUACAUACUGGGCAGGAGGCGUCAGACUUUGCUAUCCUCCUGAAGGAUCUGGAGACCUCCUGCAGUGACAUCCGUCAGUUCUGUAAGAAGAUCCGCCGCAGAAUGCCGGGCACAGAGGCAGCCGGAAUACCCGCCGCUCUCGGCUUUGGUUCCCAGGUCUCCGAGACGCUGCUGGAAUGCCGCAAACAUCUGAAGUGGGUGGUGGCCGUUUUCCAGGAGGUGGCAGCUGCCGGCGCUCAGAUGAUCGCUCCUCUCGGGGAAACUGAAGGUCUGCAGUCCUUAAAACUGGAAGAUGUCGCCUUCAAGGCCUCUGAACAGAUUUAUGGCUCUCAAGGCAGCAACCCAUACGAGUGCCUCCGACAGUCUUGCAACAUCCUGAUCGCCACCAUGAACAAGAUGGCCACCGCCAUGCAGGAAGGAGAGUAUGACGCCGACAAGCCUCAGAACAAGCCUCCUCCAGUUGAGCAGAGAGCCGCUGCCCUCCGUGCAGAGAUUACUGACGCUGAGGGAUUGGGACUGAAGCUGGAGGAUAGAGAGACCGUCAUCAAAGAGCUGAAGAAGUCUCUGAAGAUCAAGGGGGAGGAGCUGAGUGAAGCCAACGUACGGCUUAGCCUGCUGGAGAAGAAGCUGGACAGCGCCUCCAAGGAAGCAGAUGACCGGGUGGAGAAGAUCCAGACCAAGCUGGACGAAACGCAGGCUGUGCUGAAGAAGAAAGAGAAGGAAUUCGAGGAGACCAUGGAUGCCCUACAGGCGGAUAUCGACCAGCUGGAGGCAGAGAAGGCUGAGUUACGGCAGAGACUGAACAACCAAUCAAAACGCACUAUCGAGGGUCUCCGCGGGGCCCCCGCAUCCGGUGUGGCAUCCAUUGUGUCUGGCAUCGCAGGAGAGGAAGAGCAGAGAGGAGUGGUCUCCAGCCAGGUCCUGCUGAACGGAUCGGGUCCUGUACAAGUGAAGGACUCACCGUUGCUUCUGCAGCAGAUUGAUGCCCUGCGCCUGUCCAUGAAGCACCUGAAGCAGGAGAACAACAAGCUGAAGGCUCAGCGGAUGAAGGAGGAGCUGGCUGCCUUACCUCCACUGCAUUUGCCUAAACUAACCCUCUCCAAAGACCGUCCGCGGGAGGAGGUCAUGUCUGGGACGCUCUACCGCAAGACCAGUCAGCUGUUGGAUACCCUGCAGCAAAUGAGCGCCAACGCCAAGGUGGUGGACAUCACCCACAAAUGUCUGUACACAGGCAGUCCAGCAACGCAGCUCCUCGAACAGACCGCUCGCCUCAAGUCGCUCAGCGAGACGAUCGACAAGCUGAAGGAUGAAGUCCUGAAGGAGACCGUAUCACAGUGCCCUGGAGCAAACGUCCCAUCAGACUUCGCUACCUUCCCAUCAUUAGACUUUAUAAAGGCCAAAGAAGAGAAGAAAGAAGACACGGUUUACAUCGGGAAGGUGAUGCUCCCGUGUCAGGCGGAGCGGGGACAGAUCCAUCGUCUGGUGCUAACCCCAGAACAACUAAAUGAACUGCAUGGUCGCCUCAUCAGCUAG